This is a messenger RNA of Fonsecaea multimorphosa CBS 102226, 2901 nucleotides long. RefSeq lists its product as uncharacterized. The transcript is spliced from 3 exons. The record is from RefSeq and is a predicted model, not a curated record. The coding region runs from base 1 to 2901 and encodes 966 amino acids. NCBI's taxonomy places the organism in Eukaryota, Fungi, Ascomycota, Eurotiomycetes, Chaetothyriales, Herpotrichiellaceae.
AUGGCGGAAAACAACUUUCCAGAGCCGGUGGCCGACUGGAUGCAGAUUGAGGACAGCUGGGGAGCAGGGAGGUUGCGAGACUCGCCACCCUCUUCCUUCAUUCACUCGCCGCUGGUCAUCGGCCGCAAAGGCACUCUGGCUCUCCUCAGCUACCAUCACAAUCUUCUCCAAGUCACGUCCUAUGAUGUGCAGCCGAGCCAGCCCGCACUCAUUGCUCGGACUUACCUGGCCCCAUCACUGCAAAGCCCCGACCAUCUAGCCGGGCAAUUCCUGCUCCUCUCUCAGUCCCGAGAGCAGCCCCGCGACGGCUGGGGUUUAAGGGUCGACCCGCCCGCCGGCUGCCGCAUUAGCAGGCUCGAGCGCGGCUUCAUCGAUAGCAAGCAACCGACAAGGCUGAAAAAAUAUGCCAGAAGCGUGCGGCGUGAUGGCGCUAUACCAAACCAAGAUGACGAGACGGUCGAUGUCUACAUCGAGAAAUCUACCUCGUACGUGAGGUCCGCGUCGCGUGUGGGGCCAGGAUCACUCGUACAAGCUAUGGUGGUGGCGUGUAAAGAGCCGGGGCUGGGAGUGACAUGGCACUUGGGCGGGCAAAUCCAGUUGGUACCGGGCCAAUCUUCCAGGAACUCCGCCGUCGACGAAAAAAGUCAGCUUGAACGAUUGUUCAGGUAUACCGUGGAUCUUUCGCAUAAUGGGCGAGUGCUCACCGUCAAGUGCCGGACCACUGCCAGGCCAAGGUCUGGAGCCGCAGAUCACGCGACGGAACUCUGCCUCGAUAUGAUACUUUUCAUCAAUGGGGAAGCGACGCAGCUCAGCGCCCAGCCGGGUCAACCCGCGGUGCCGAUUGCUGAUUUCGUAGAUAUCAGCCAGAGGGGACAACUCGUCUUCCCGGACACUCAGCCGUCUUUCAGCCUCGUCGCCGUCAUUUCGGUCCGAAACCCGUUGCGACACGAGAACCCAAUCCUACCAGAGUAUCCUGCGCUGACGGAGCUAAGGCGCAAGUUGAUGGUCGAAGACGGGUUUGUGCCGGCCGCGAAGCCUCUGGCCGAGCUGCUUUCUGGGCCAAGCUUGGAGCUACGAGAAAAGCUACGAGAAAUACCAAACAUCAUCGCUGCCGCCUUGCAUCGGGUCCUGGGCUCGCUGGUGACAUAUCAACCACCCGGUGCCACCCCACGGAAGUACCCCGUCCGAAACCCACUACAUGGGUAUCCUCUUGAGAAUGACGCUGACCCUGAGGAAUGUCUUUGGCUUCUUCGAAUUCUAACUUUCAUUGCUGAUAAUUUUAACGAUCAUAUCGGCACUCGGUUGAAGGCCCGGAUCAGACGAGCCAUUCGCGGCCUUCUGGAUGUUCUAUUAGAGGGUAUUCCUCUUGACAGGAACGAACCCGCGUACAUGGCUUUGGGCUUAUGCCUGUCAUGGAAGUACCUUCGCCCUACCUAUAUCGAUAAUUUACCUGAGAACAUUACAAACGCCAUUGUAACAGACGCGGAGAGGCCAGGAGGCGUAAUACUGGAUCCGACUACAAGAUUGCUGCAAUGGGCACAUAGGAUGGCAAUUUCAAGAUUGCGUGAUCUGGAUGAUCCUGCAGAUGACUCAGAGUCUGAUGAUGGAGACUCAGAGUCGGGAACCGAGUCCGGAGCCGAGUCUGGAAAUGAGGCAGAGCCUGUUGGAGACGAGGAGCCAGCGGCAAUAGACCAACCUCUGGCAGAUCCCGAUGAAGAAGAGCAGCCAGCAGCACCAGACACACUUCUAGCAGAGCCAGAAGCAGCAAAUCUAGAAGACACAGACCGAUCGAUUCAGGAUUACCACGACCUUGCGCUGGAUCGCUCCGGGUCCAGACUCAGUCUCGGCUUAGAUGUGGACUCCGACGAAGAGUGUUCUGAACAACCGGAGGAUCUCAGCCAGGCCAUCUCGAGGGAGGAAAAAGGGAGCCAAAUCGCCCUGCUUGUCCUAGAUCUGCUUUCAAAUACCUCGGCGCAAUAUAGACGCCGCCUAUUGGACGAGGUUCAAAAGAGACAGGCCGUCCGUGAGACAGAUCGAAUUGGCAGAAUCCCUCCUUGGGGUCUCCGCUUCCGAGAUCAUGGCAUCCGUCUUGAACUGGCUACUAUACGGCGAAAGCUGGAUGCAGGGCAGUCAACGCCGACGCCGACACAAAUUUCGGAUGAGAUUCUUCAGGACGCGACCGAUAAGUUGUCGUAUUUUGGCCGCUCCAACUUUUCAGUUCUGAGCUGCGUGUCAGAAAUGAAUGAGCCAGAGUGGGCGAGCAGUCUGUGGAGCCUUGAUUCUCUCGAUGCUUGCUGCUCACUCUUAGGCAUCAUUGAGCCACCUAGAUGCGAGCGUUUGCGGGAACGACAAGCUGAGCAACAAGGCACCGCGGGAGAGGCUCCCAACUCUACGGCAAAUCGGACCCGUUUCCCUUGGCAAAGGCAUCUCAUCCACGCAAGACAGUAUUAUCCUUCAUUUAUUCGACAGUCUCUGGACGACCGCCAGUUGCAAGCGGAUCGAGAAAGGUUCAAUAGCUUCUACGCUGGAGUCCACCGCGAAGAUGGAGACAACAAACUCGUCAAAAUGAUCGGUCGUGAAGGGCGGGCACUGUUUGCUCACAUGAGCCGUGCUCAGAGGUGGCUGCCAGAGCACCUGAGGUUUGGGAAUGGAGAUAUGCGUGUCCUGGACUUUUCGUUCCCGCACAUGCGUCACUAUAGUGAUAUGGACCUCCGCAGACUUCUCUACGAGCAUGUAAGUGUGGCCGUGGCCGUGGCCGUGCCCCAUACCCCAAACCUCGCGCGGAAGAUUGGCUCUGUGCUAACAAGGACGGGCCUUGCAGCGAGUGAGAACAAUGGCUACUCAGAGGUUAAUGUGGGUGUAUACUCCGCUCCCUUGCGCGUCUUCUCAAGCGGGGACUGA